Messenger RNA from Fomitopsis serialis, 740 nucleotides. RefSeq lists its product as uncharacterized. NCBI's taxonomy places the organism in Eukaryota, Fungi, Basidiomycota, Agaricomycetes, Polyporales, Fomitopsidaceae. The record is from RefSeq and is a predicted model, not a curated record. The transcript has 3 exons. The coding region runs from base 108 to 647 and encodes 179 amino acids.
UUAGCACUUCUCGCGAGUUGCCUCCUCCACGUCCACGUCGCCUCAACCUCGACACUGCAACGCUGCGCGGUAGCGUCAAGACACACAAGACGCGACGGAGAAGAGUGAUGGAAACAUGGAGUCGAGGGAGGCGGGCCCCUGCAGAUUUAGUACAGGACCCAGGUGAGUCGCUCGCCCACUUGCGCAUGCAUGCGUACGCUCGCCAGCCCUUCUCGCCCGCCCGUCUUCUCGCCCGCCCGUCUUCUCGCCCGCCCGUCUUCUCGCCCACCCGUCUUCUCGCCCGCCCGUCUUCUCGCCCACCCGUCUUCUCUCCCACCCGUCUUCUCAUCAGCCCACAUCCACCUCACUCCCUCACUCACCUCGCUCCGGUCGGGCAACCGACUCCGCACGAGCUCGACGAGCGCCUUGCCCCCCAGAUGCCCGCCCCACCGGAAGUCGACCUUGGUGAGCCGCAGACAGAGCCCAUGCGGGCCAUGCAGCAGGCGGAGCGUCUCGUCCGAGAUGGAGCUCUCGUGCAGCCGGCGCUCGCGGAGAUGGGUGAGCGCGCGGAAGGCCGCCGCGAACGUCUCCGGGGCCAGGUCCAUGUCGUGCAGCCAGCGGGUCGGCGCCCGUUCCGAAGUCCAGCGCCUCGACAAGGAUUUCGGUGAACGACGACGGCGCGGGAGAAGGCGGUGGCGGUAGCGGAAGAUGCGGGCGUGAGCAUGCAGAACGUGAGUGCGGCGGUCGGGGAUGUGCUCGUG